This is a messenger RNA of Mycena indigotica, 966 nucleotides long. RefSeq lists its product as uncharacterized. The transcript is spliced from 12 exons. The coding region runs from base 1 to 966 and encodes 321 amino acids. Lineage: Eukaryota; Fungi; Basidiomycota; Agaricomycetes; Agaricales; Mycenaceae. The record is from RefSeq and is a predicted model, not a curated record.
AUGCCCCAGACUGCUCCGUCAUACUUCACUGGUCCUAUUUUUGUUGGUUUUGAACUCAACUGGUUGUUAUUGGGUUUGCUCCUGGUUCAAGUUUAUUAUUUCUAUUCCGCAUUUCCCGACGAGAGAUGGGGAAUCAAAGCUCUAGUGUUCACUCUUCUUGUUAUUGAACUGGUGCAAACGGCCCUCGGCUCGAUUGCAGUGUACGAUAUGCUGGUCAGAAACUGGGGUAAUCCCAAAGCGUUCACCGAAGUUAUGUGGGCCGCUUAUGUGCAGCCAUUCACCGUCGGUCUCAGCUCGACUAUCGUCCAAAUGUUCUUCGUUUGGCGUAUCCAUAAACUCAAAGGGGAAGAAGUCAUAGUCCGACUGAUUUGCGUUCUCAUUGCCAUUAUAUCCUUGGGCCAAGGCCUCACUGCGAUGGUCAGCACGAUUCGAUUCGCCACACAAGCCGCGGGAGUUUCAGCACUUCAAGGCGCCUCGGGGCUUCUCGGAACCAAAAUAUGGCUUGGCGGAGCUGUCGCCUGUGAUGUUUUAAUAGCCGUCACCAUGAUCUCCAUUCUGUCUAGAGCACGACAGAGCUUACCCUGGGCAAAAGCAGACUCUGUGAUCACCAAACUCAUCAUCCAUUGUGUCGAGUCCGGUGCAAUCACAACUGCCGUUGCAACUGUACAGUUAGCACUCUUUCUUUCACGCCCAGAAAAUUUCAUGCAUGAAGCUCCACUUUACGUCCUAGGGAAGCUAUAUUCCAAUGUGGUGCUAGCUACCUUGAAUUGGCGCGCCGAGCGUAAACGUCACAUAUUCAGCGAUAGCAGCAACCCAAGUACAAGUCUCAGCACCCCAAGGCAACAGCAGAGCUUUGGACUCCGACACUUACCUGGCGAUCGCACGAAGGCUGUUGUGGUGGAAACUGUUCUCGAUCCCCGCCAGUCCGAUUUCGAGCAAAAACGAUUCGAUUUCGAGCAUGUUUAG